Molecule: messenger RNA, 459 nt
Organism: Anopheles darlingi
Lineage: Eukaryota; Metazoa; Arthropoda; Insecta; Diptera; Culicidae
Exons: 2
Coding region: 1-345 (114 amino acids)
Source: RefSeq, a predicted model, not a curated record
AUGGCUACUGAUGACGCUGGCAAUGUCGGCCUGGAACCGCGCAGCUGCGACCACGCGCUCGUUGGAGUUAUAACGGCGCUUCGAAGAACAGCUGACUCGGUGGACGCUUAUGGCGGGACCCUCGACCGUACGGAGAGGCACAGAAAGGUAAACGUGGGGGCGCUCACAGUCGGUAGAAACAGGGCUCGGAUAGACAGUCGAAACGGGCCAGAUGGGCUGGUCACGCCGCGUCGCGUCGAAAGAAACCCGGGACCCGGGAUUGGCGCUAUCCUCUACCACUCAGCGGCGUCGCAAGUGUUGACACGGAGUAACAGGAUCAUCUGGGCCAGCUUUGCGGAAAAGUAGGCUCUUCCUGGAGAAUCCAGGUCUCCACGCGCUGUUGACUUAACCAGCGGGACCAACCCAUCUCCCUCAGCAUAGCGACCAGAGUACUGUUGGGCCUAAAUCGUUUCAGCGGUC